This is a messenger RNA of Candidula unifasciata, 165 nucleotides long. NCBI's taxonomy places the organism in Eukaryota, Metazoa, Mollusca, Gastropoda, Stylommatophora, Geomitridae. The record is from the annotation of a GenBank genome assembly.
AUGGGUUUUGCAACAACGUGGUACUCUCAUCCUCACAGAUUUAGACCUGGAUGCCGGUGCAGUCAUGCCGAGAAAUAUGGCCUCAAUAUCUGCAGACAUUGUUUCAGGCAGUAUUCAGAUGACACUGGAUUCAAAAAGCUCAGUCUUGAUGUCUGUGCUAGUUAA